Messenger RNA from Hemicordylus capensis (graceful crag lizard), 1594 nucleotides. RefSeq names its product mitochondrial ribosomal protein S30 (gene MRPS30). Gene Ontology annotation, biological process: translation. Bases 18 to 1385 code for a protein of 455 amino acids. The transcript has 5 exons. The record is from RefSeq and is a predicted model, not a curated record. Gene Ontology annotation, cellular component: mitochondrial large ribosomal subunit; ribosome; mitochondrion. Gene Ontology annotation, molecular function: structural constituent of ribosome. NCBI's taxonomy places the organism in Eukaryota, Metazoa, Chordata, Lepidosauria, Squamata, Cordylidae.
CUCCGCGAGUAGCGAGCAUGCGCAGCCGCCGCCGCAGACAGCCGUCGCGAACAGCAACGACCUCUCCGGGUCACGCGGCGGCAUUUCCGCUUCCGGUCACUAAGAUGGCGGCGCCCAGGGGCCCGUGGUUGCUGAGGGGCGCUCGAUGGCUGCACACGGAGGUCUCCGCGGCGCCAGUCGCUCCUCCUCUCCCGGUUCCCUCGUCCCUGUACCCGCCUGUGGUGGCCUCCCGCACGGCCAAGAGCCAGGCGGCGAAGCUCCGGCGCCGCGAGCUGUUCUACCAGGAGAUUCACGACGCGCCCUCCGUCGAGGAGAAGCUGCGCCUCUACGGGAAGCGGCAGCGCCUCAAGUACGUCGUCUACCCGCAGACGUGGGCGAUCAACGCGGACCGCUGGUACCAGAACUUCACCAAGACCGUCUUCGUGCAGGGACUGCCCGCCGCCGCGGUCGAGGAGGGGGAGGGUGAGCAUGGGGAGGGAGCCUCAGCCGGCGGCUUGGACCUGGCGGAGCUCCGUUCCUUGGUGUGCGACGUGCUGCUCCAGGAGCAUUUCUACCAGCGCAAGCGGAGCGCCUUCCUCUACCGUGAGAACGAGCAGGGCCCGGUGCCCUUCCUCACCCACCUGGUCCCUGCCCUCACCACCAGCCUGGCCGCCGUCAACCCAGUGUUCGCUUCGUCCUCUGCCAUAGACUUUCAACCUGAAGUAAAUUUCUACUGGAUGCAUGGUGAGACUAGGGUUCCUUGUGGACCUCGGAGGGGCAGAAUUGAGCCACUGAGAUUUCAGAUAGAUGACAAACCACUCUGUCAGAUUCGGAUAUCAAAACAGCUUUCAGAGUUUGUGCCUCUGGAUUAUAUUGCCCCAGGAGAUAUUCCUGUUCUUAAUGUUCUACCUGACAAGCUCCCAUUAUUCAAAAGGCAGUAUGACAACAAGAUAUUUAUAGGAUCAAAGGUAGCAGAUCCAUGCACCUAUGGACACACACAAUUUCAUAUCAUUCCUGACAAACUCAAAAGAGAGAGGUUAUUAAAACGAAACCUUCAUGAUCAGAUUGAAGUUCCUUUCCGUGCCAAUGGAAUUACAAGUCUCUUUGCUUGGACUGGAGCCCAAGCAAUGUACCAAGGAUUCUGGAGUCAGGCAGAUGUGAGCCGGCCCUUUGUAUCGCAGGCUGUGAUUACUGACGGAAGAUACUUUGGCUUCUUUUGUUACCAGUUGAAUACCUUGGCUUUAAGUGCUGAUGCUGAUAAAAAUAACCCAAGGAAGAAUAUUUGUUGGGGAACUGAGAGUCAGCCUCUCUAUGAAGCAAUAGAAGACAACAACGUGAAAGGUUUUAAUGAUGAAGUUCUCUUCCAGUUGGUUAAAUUUCUUUUAAAUGGACCAAAGGAAUUAUAACUGAAACUUCAGCUAAUCAGAAGGUACUGAAGCAAGGUCCAAUGCUUGAAAUUAUUAAAGUUCAGUCAUUUGAUUGUGAUUCUUAAACAAGACUUGGGGAUGAAUGGAAGUUGUACAAGAGCACUGCUGGUGCUAUAAUGCCUUGACUCAUGCAUUUGUAUGUACAUGUGUAUAAAUCUAGCUGAGUAAAUGAAAUGUCAAGGGAAAAA